AUGUUUCUCGAUCCCGGGGAAUUAGAAGAAGAUAGCAUCAUUCAACAAUAUCAGAUUAACUCAGUGGGAGAGAUCCAUGAAGGUCAACACACUCUUCCACGCUCUUUCGCAACUCCUAUGACCCCCAUCAAUGAUCCUUCUUAUGAUGAUUUGAUCGAAGUGAAACCAUCAAAGAUCCUGAAGACAGCUUACAUAUCACCAAAAUUUCCACCACCACCCUCUUUUCCUCUUCCUCCUUAUUCAAAGACUCAUCUCCAUCAUCAGCCUUCCUCAAGACUUCUUUCUUUCGAGAAUGCAUCUCCAAAUGUUAUGGACCAUGAGUACCCUCCCACCUAUCUAAACUCAAUCUUUAAUCCCAAAGUUGAGGAUGAAGUCCCGCCAAACCGGAUGAAUGAGCCGAAUAAUCGAAAAGGGAUCAAGAGAGCUCAACCUUUGUACAGAAACCAAUCCAAUUCGCAAGAUCACAUAAUCGCCGAAAGAAAACGUAGAGAGAAACUUACUCAACGAUUUGUAGCUCUUUCUGCUCUAGUUCCUGGCUUGAAAAAGAUGGACAAGGCUUCUGUGUUGGGAGAUGCAUUAAAGCAUAUAAAGUUUUUACAAGAAAGAGUAAAGGAGUUUGAGGAACAAAAGAGAGAAAGAAGGUUAGAAUCAGUGGUUCUUGUGAAGAAGUCUAAGCUGAUUUUGGACGAUAAUAAUCAAUCAUCUGCGUCGUCGUGUUGUGAAGAUGGCUCCUCCGGGUUAGAUCUUCCCGAGAUCGAAGUAAGAUUCUCAGAUAAAGAUGUUCUAAUCAAGAUCCUUUGCGAGAAGCAAAAGGGCCAUGUUACCAAGAUUAUGGCCGAGAUUGAGAAACUUCAUUUCUCAAUAACCAACUCAAAUGUUUUGCCCUUUGGACCAACACUUGAUAUCACCAUUAUAGCUAAGAAGGAGAGUGAUUUCGACAUGACACUCAUGGAUGUCGUAAAGAGCUUGAGGUCUGCUUUAUCAAAUGUCUUGUGAUUUGUUUCAAAUUUCACGCUAAAGGUCGAUUUCUUUGGGAUACUUAUUUUUACAUAUUGAAGCAUCUUAAGUAGUUUUUACCAUGAAAUUUUUCAUUUUUAUUGAUAAGUUUGAUUGGAAUAGUUGAAGAAUCAUUCCUUUCAUACGUAUCGAUAUCAAUUAGACAAUUUUCAUGGUUUGGGGUCGAAAUUUCUCCCCGGCUUUCCCACUCCUUUUUAUUUUGUUAUCUGAAAUUAUAAAGAUGUAAAGCACUUUCAUUUGUCUUUUUCAGUUUGAGACAAGGUUGGAUUUUUCUUUGACAUCUAUCUUUCAUGUUGUAUAUGUUUCCUCCUGUGUAUUGCGUCUUUUUAAUUGUAGACCAAAUUACUUAAGCGUGUGAUAAUAUUUUGUGAUGUAUCGGCGGUCUCGAAACAUACAUACUAUCUGUAGUAUUUAUAUUUUUCUUCUAUAACUUUUGGGGAA
Molecule: messenger RNA, 1458 nt
Organism: Eruca vesicaria subsp. sativa (arugula)
Lineage: Eukaryota; Viridiplantae; Streptophyta; Magnoliopsida; Brassicales; Brassicaceae
Source: the annotation of a GenBank genome assembly